Messenger RNA from Schistosoma spindalis, 1043 nucleotides. The record is from the annotation of a GenBank genome assembly. Lineage: Eukaryota; Metazoa; Platyhelminthes; Trematoda; Strigeidida; Schistosomatidae.
GUGGUUAUUACAUAAGUUUCAGGUUAUCUGAUAAUGAAAUGAAUCUAGAAAAUGGGAUUUUUAACAGUUCACAAAUAAGUAUCAAUGACAACCUUGAAUACAAACCAACCUUACAAAAUAAUCUUGAGCUGAAAGUUACUUCUCAGUCUCAAAUGACAUUACAUACGACGUCACCCUAUACCAAUGUAAAUGAAAACAUAACAGAUAUGCCAAUAAACUUUAGUUUAAAUCAGAUUGAGUGUAUUUGUCAAGUACUCUAUAAUAACCAGGAAACUGAUCGAUUGAAAACAUUUCUGUCGAAAAUAUCAACGACUACAAUGUAUCAUAACAAUGAAGUAAUUAUGAAAUGCAGAGCAUUAGUUUUAUUCGUCAAUAAAGAAUUUACUGAAUUAUUCAAAAUUUUAAAUAAUUUUCCAUUUAGUGUUUAUAAUCAUAACGAAAUGCAAAAUUUAUGGUAUCAAGCUCAAUAUGCACAGAUAGAGAUAUCACGUGGUCAUCAGUUGAAUGCUGUAGCCAAGUAUCGUAUACGCAAGAAAUUCCCACCGCCGAACACAAUAUGGGAUGGAGAUGAAGUGACGUAUUAUUUUAAAGAUAAAUCAAGAAAUUAUUUAGCUGAACAGUUUGUGCACAAUCCAUAUCCUUCUAUUGUGGAAAAACAUUUCAUGGCUAAGAAUAGUGGUCUUACCAUAACACAAGUAUCGAAUUGGUUUAAGAAUAGAAGGCAACGUGAUAAAACUCUUAAUAACUUUAAAAGUAGAUGUAUAACCCAGAAUGGAUUGAGUUACCUUCAACCAACUGAUUUCGAGGUGUCAACAGAGUUCCAUGAACACUUUGAACAAAAUACUGAUACAGCACUGUAUGAUGCAAAAUUUCUCGAGACAGCUUGUUCCGAUUUCAGCAAAUCUUAUUUCGAUUAUGAACGAGAACCUCAAGAUCAUGAUUUCAGCUUUCAUCGCCAUCAAUCUGGAAAUUAUUAUUCUUCAUUUUCUCACCUAAAUUCUUCAGAUGAAGAUUUUUCUGUUGCGAGUAUAAAAUACAAUUAG